CCUCCAACCGUUACAUUGAACGUACGUACCGUCGCGUCGAAGCAGUGCUCAGCUCAAAAGUCGACUUUUUUUUUGUAUAAAAACUCGUGUUGUGACUGAUUUAAUCCACUUUGGACUUUAGAGUUUCACAAGUUUGCUUCGCUGGAUAAUAAACUGCUGGCAAAGUACUCAGCUAUCGAACUAAAUUAAAGCGUCAGGACGAUGUGCCUGUGAUCGUAUCACUGCGGGCGUGGACGGCGCCAUCAUGACAUCCGAGCGAGCGAUCCCUCACCUCCGAGACAUCUUCGGUCUCAACCAACAGUACGAGACGAAACAGUACGAUGACAACGAAGACAAAACGAAGAAGUCCAUGAGGAAGAAGAAGGACGACUACAGGAGUUACGGUAACGGAGACGUUAAGACGUUAGAGAGACAUCUCAGCAUGAAGAAGACUAUCAGGAAGAAAAUCAUGCGAGAUCUUCAGCAGGCGUUCGUCGAGGACCCUAACGAGUUUAAGGUCGAGAACACGAGCCCCGAGAAACUGAAGGCGGAAUUGAGCGCUGAGGCUGUUAAAAUAGAGAAAAACGUGCGGAAGAAUGAUCCGACCUUCUUGGACAUGCUCCGAGGAGAGACGAGGGUCGAGGAGGCGAGGGAAGAACAACCUCAGGUUGAGAAGACCAGCUUCUGGCGACGUCUGACCAUGAAGAACAAAAACAAAAGAUAAUCGAGAAGCCGAUGACUUACUUACUUACUCAGUUUUAAAACAACUCGGUUAUUCCAAUAAACAAGUUAUUUUAUUUUUAUUUAGACUAGCCAUUAUACAAUUUAUAUUAAACUAUUUAUUUGUUUAAAAAACCUAGGCGUGUUUAGCCCAACAGCCUAAAAGAUCUUCGAAUCGAUUCGGCGGUUGACGUGCACCUGCUUUGUUAUUGUUUAAAGGUUUCGAGUCAAUUAGGUACUUAUCCGAUUGUGCUUAAAAUAAUUUAUGUGUUUAUAAAUUCUCAUUGAACGCUAUGUUUCUCCUUUACAGAAACGUAAAGAGGAUGCUGUUUACAUUUAAAUUAGUUAGUAAGUAAAUUAAGAAUAGACCUAUACAUAACUUAAACUUAAUAUUACGUGUUGCAUAAUAAUCUUUUAUAUAUCUUGUAAAAUUGAUGUUUUUUUGGUGUUGUUAUACUAAAUAAGAAUUUACCUUUACAAUAUUCCCUUUUUCCCCUUUUUCAUGUCGUGAAUUGUCGGUGUACACCUACAUAUCUUAUACACGAUUACAAUAAUCUGUUUUUUGACACAUAACCUAGUAAUGGAGGUAAAGUACUGGCAAUUGUAUCGAUACAUUAGUACUUAGCCAUAACCGUAUGUACUUAGUCUUACCUCAUAAUAAAGACUGUUAAGCUUUUCUACGGUAUUUAUUAACAUUACAAUAAAAUUAUUUAUAAAAUUUUUCUGUGUUCAAAGCCUCUCAUUCAUAUCGGCUGCUACUGUUUACUCUUUGUAUAUUUAUAUUUAAUAAUAACAUUAUUAUAGUGAGAUCGCAUAAUCCAUAAAGUAGCUGUUUUUGACGAAGUGAUGUGAGUAUAAGGCGGUGUUACUUAUACGAUGAUAUCUCAUUCUACAUGUGAUGUAAGGUUAAGUCUAGUUAGUGUACUUAGGUUAAGAUUCAUAGUUUGUGUAAGGACGGCAGUUCAAGUUCUUUGUUGUGACAGUUUGGAUAUAAUGCAAUAUAUAAUUUUACACAUUCA
Danaus plexippus (monarch butterfly) is the source of this 1718-nucleotide messenger RNA. RefSeq lists its product as uncharacterized. The record is from RefSeq and is a predicted model, not a curated record. The transcript is spliced from 3 exons. Bases 245 to 703 code for a protein of 152 amino acids. NCBI's taxonomy places the organism in Eukaryota, Metazoa, Arthropoda, Insecta, Lepidoptera, Nymphalidae.